UAGCAAUCCAAUUGAAACUAAAAGUCUUGCUUUCAAUUGCAAUUUCAAAUCCACUAGAUUCUGAAUUAUAUUCAGUCGAUCUUACCAUAUUCUUGAAUCUCAUUCUCAGGAGGAUGGUCAACCGUGAUUUUACCUAGAGAUCCUUCCAUGAAAGCAAAUCUCUGAGCCUUUGGACCUAUAAUUGAACUCGUGACCCUUUGAACCCGUGACCAUCACCUGCUUAAUUUGGCCCUUAAUUUGAGUAGUUGCAAGUUGUCCUCUGAAGGACAUCUUCAUCCAUUAUAUUAUUACGAGAUUAAGUUGAUGAUUUUUGGGAUCAUGGUUGGAUGAGGGAGAUUAUUUGGUGAGAUUAUUUGAUAAAAUAAUUUGAGAUCAGAAUAUAAAUUCUGAUUAUCUCAAGAUUAUUGUGAAAUUAGUAUUAAUUGGUGAGUACGGGAUCCAAAAAAGAUAUGAUUAUUUUGAAAUGCGAAAUGAUGUGAUUUAGAAGAUACUACCUUUGCCCCACUAAGUUUAGAACAAUUCGGUUUACGAUGUUAGACCGGCGAUAAAACAAACACAUCCUUGUUCGCACUCAAAUUAUUUUAGAAAAACAAAUUACAUAUUCGGAAACUGCAUUAAAAGUUUUACAAAGUCGCAAAAACCAGAAUCAAAUAUGAUAAAAAUUUGAUUUAUAAAGUAAAAGAUUUGUGUUGACCAAGUGAAUAGUGUCUGAGACAAUCUUAGUUGGGCGGAGGGAGUAUAAGAUUAUAUUGAAAAAAGUAGGUGUCAUAAAUAUAUGUUUAUUUAAGUGCAUGAACAUGAAUAUGCUAAUGGUGCUACAAGAACUAGACUCUCGUGAAUUCCCCUUCUCCUGCCCAGCCCGUGCUUCCCUCUUCUGCCCGUGUGUCGCCCCCAAUUGUGCCUCAAAGGCACGUCGAAGUGAUAUCCAGUUCUCUGCUAUUUCUAGCUCACCCCCAUUUAAAUCCGGGUCUCAGAUAUCUCCCAUAGCCUUUAGUCUGGCGAUGUGAAUCAGUUAAAACAGAACCCACAUUCCUAGUCAAAACAGCACACGGUUCUUGUCAGUGACUUGAACGACCGUCCUUAGCACUUACGUUCAAAUUUGCCCUUGAUCAUGACACUAUACUGCUAUAAACGAGAGUUGUAGGUAUGUGUGUAUAAUUUUAGGGUAAUUCCCCUUGCUCCUCAUUAAUCAAUAUGUGAGGUAUAUAUACUAGUGUCUAUGAAGACCAAAAUGAAGAUUUAGUACCCUUGAUGUCGGGGUAUAAAUAUGUCAAAUGAAACGUUGAAUUCCUUAAACCACCAAUGAUGUUGUAAGUGGCUAAACUGCUAAAACAUCUCACUUUGUCUAUGGGUGAGCAUAAUCAUAGACACUCUUGGCCCACGAGAGUUUAAAAUGUGUACGGCAAGCUCCUGGCCCGCAUGAGUUAAAACUGUGUAUGACACCCCACCCACUUAGAUUACCAAUUCAAAUGGUACUUAUGAACUACGUUUGACUUGAUCUCCUUCACAGGAGUACGUAGGCAGCUCAAAAGUUUCAUUUUUGAGUUCAGUUAUAACAAAAUAAAUCCCAAUAAAGUCACUUUGUCAAAAAAAAAAAUAUCAGAAGAGGGCUUACGAAAGCAAAAAGUCAGAUGAAUGGCAAAGGCUUGGGAAUUCUUUGAUCUCCUCCUCAUCGGAAGUUGAUUGAGUUGAGCUUCAAAAGACGUCUAUACAAUGAUGCCACUAUCCCAAUAACGGAGCAGGUGGCGUCGACAACAGUGGCAACAGUAGUGUCUCUUGAACUUUGAACGACGCCACCAUCCCAACAACGGAGCAAGUGACGCCGACAGCAAAAGCAAUGAUUUCUUGAACGACAACAUCAAUGGCGUCUUUGGAGGCUUGAUCAGUGCCAAUAUGUAUUUUGGUGCCAUGCCUGACAUCUUUAAGAUACACCAUUUUGCACUACAACAAGCAAAAAAAAGGUCAUUAUUAUCAUCAUAUAUAAUGAGAAUAAUUAUAAUGAUAAAAUUGUCAAAAAGGAGACAUGAAUUAUUCGUUAGUGCCGAGAAUUUGGAAGAGCUUAAAUAUCUUAAAACAAUCUCAAUUAAUGAGGCCAGGAAUGGGAACGUUCGAGAUUUAUGAUAAGGUCCAAAAAGUAUUGCUGUUGCCAAUAACUUAACACACAGCUUCUUUUUGUAAGGAACCCGCGACCCGGUAAAUUAAACUUCGAAAGAAGACUAGCAACAACAUCAAAGAAAGGCUUUUCUAUUGAACAAAAAUCAAUGUCUAAUUCGGCCAAUCGUCUUCCCCGUCUCGACUUCGGCCUUUGACAAUAGUGAUGACGGCUUCUUCUCCGACUAGCAACCAACUUCAAGUCCCAGUAACGAAUCAGCAGCGACGAUAGCUCUCCGACGAACUGCAUAAGUCAUACACCAAGCUCCGGCAUCAAUUUCCGACUGCAACAGCACAUGCGCCAUCAUCUCGGCGGCAGCAACAAAAAUCAGCAUCUGGAUCCAAAUUCUUGGCGUCAACACCAACUAGCUUCCGCGGCAUCCGACCCCAACAAUCUGCCAAACACCAACUAGCUCUUCGUGUACAGCGGCAGGUUCUAUCAGCGUCAACACCGACUAGCUUCCGCGGCAUCCGACACCAGCAAUCUGCCAAACACCAACUAGCACUCGUGUACGGCGGCAGGUUCCCUCAAAGACGACACCAGCAAUCUGCCAAACACCAACUAGCUCCUGGGUACAACGGCAGGUUCCAUCAAUAACGACACCAACUAGCUUCCGUCACCAACUAGCUUCCAACACGAGCAAUCCAGCAAGAGGCAUCGGCAUUUUUUUCAACACCAACUAGCUUCCGUCACCAACUAGCUUCCAACACAAGCAGUCCGGCAAGAGGCAUCGGCAUCUUCUCCAACACCAACUAGCUUUCAAGCUCCGAUCUGCAUCAGCGGCAAGAACAAGAGCAGACCGCUACAGCUCUGAAAGAAUGUGGCUGCAGCACUCCUUCCUGAAAUCAACCUGGAACCGAGCGUAACAACAAAAACAGGGCUAGCUCAUAAAAUAUUUGUGAAACAAAUUUUAAGUAUUUACUUAAAAUUGAUCGCAAAUAAUAAAAUAUGAGAAUAUUGGGUACAAUCUCUAAAUAUGAAUCCUCUGAUUCUUCACUUGCAAUUUGAUAUGAAUAUAAUUAAAGAAUUUAAUUUAAAAUUAAAUCUCUAAUUCUUCAAAACUCGAACGUUCUUCGAUUCUUCGAAUCUUCGUUCUUGAGAUCUUCGAAUCUUCGAACUUCAUUCUUCAGAUCUUCAAAUCUUCUUGAAUGCAAAAUUCAAUAUUGAAGGGCCUCCGGUUUCAAGUAGCUUGAUCUUCAACAAAAGGGCCGUUAUGUGGCUUGAUCUUCUGUUAAAGGGCUUCCCGGGAUAUAUGGCUUGAUCUUCAAUUGAAUAUUGAUUCAAUCUUCAUAUGAAUAUCUUCAAAUCUUCAAAGAUUCGUUCUUCAUAUCUUCGAAUCUUCAAAGCUUCGUUCUUCAGAUCUUCGAAUCUUCAAGCUUCGUUCUUUAGAUCUUCGAACGUUCUUCAACUUUUGGCUUUGUUUGAUCAAGAAUCGAUGAAAUCACAAAGGAUUAUUCAUAUAUUCUUGACAAAAACGUGGCUUGAUCUCUUCCUCUUCUUCGGAAUCCUUCAGAGCCUUUCGGGAGUUCUUCAGAGCUUUGCUGCAGCGUUUCUUCGUCUGGAAGUUCUCCUCCCCAUUCCUCUCAACUGAGACCCCUAUUUAUAGGUGUGGAGGGGAUGAAAUAUGCUUUAGGGUUCCCAAAAUUCGUCCAUAUCAUUUGGGCUCCAAUAAAAAUGGGCUUUGGGUUCUAUU
This is a messenger RNA of Cuscuta epithymum, 3845 nucleotides long. Lineage: Eukaryota; Viridiplantae; Streptophyta; Magnoliopsida; Solanales; Convolvulaceae. The record is from the annotation of a GenBank genome assembly.